AUGAGGCGCUCCAUACUCGCGGUUCUUGCUGCCGCCAGCACGGCAUGCGCGCAGUACAAGAUGCUGCUGCCGGGGUUCGGCGGGCAAGGGGACAUUUCGCCGCGCGCCUUUGGGGACGGUAUUUGCACCCUCGGAAGCACCUGCGAGCAAUGCUUCGGCGAGGGCUACAUCAUCUGCGCACGCAUUGGGUGCUUUAACCCAGACAAAGGCCAGCAAUGCUGCAACGCCGCAAGUCUCUGCGUCGGAAAGACAAACGCCUGUUGCAAGGACUGGGGCGGCCCGGGAGAGACUGGCAAAGCCGGCGCGCCAGCCUCACCGACUCGCUCGACCAUCAGUCCCACGGGCUCCGGGGUUUUCCAGUGCACAAAGGCCGACUCGGGCGAGGGCUGCUGUCAAAAGGCGCAUAAAGACAUGCACUGGUGCAGCGGCGCGUUCCCCUACUAUCGGUGCUACAACGCGAAGAACCAAUGGUGCUGCACGGACGGGACCGUCUGCGACGAGGAAAACUGCUGCAAGGACUUGUUUAGCCUGUCGACGACGCAGCCGUGGAAGGCAAAGGCGACGCAGACCGACUCCAAGACUGCAGACUCUUCGAUCACGAGCGCGCCGGACACAACAGCCGCCGCGACGACGAGCGGCGGCGGCGGCGCGGGGGCGCAAGCAACGAGCUCUUCCAAGGCUGUCGGCGCCGUCAUGGGGCCUGCCGACUUGGGCUUUGCAGGGGUUUUGGGAUCAUUGCUUGGCGCCGUCCUGCUGCUGUAG
This is a messenger RNA of Purpureocillium takamizusanense, 762 nucleotides long. RefSeq lists its product as uncharacterized. The record is from RefSeq and is a predicted model, not a curated record. The transcript has 4 exons. Lineage: Eukaryota; Fungi; Ascomycota; Sordariomycetes; Hypocreales; Ophiocordycipitaceae. The coding region runs from base 1 to 762 and encodes 253 amino acids.